Molecule: messenger RNA, 1209 nt
Organism: Recurvomyces mirabilis
Lineage: Eukaryota; Fungi; Ascomycota; Dothideomycetes; Mycosphaerellales; Teratosphaeriaceae
Exons: 1
Coding region: 1-1209 (402 amino acids)
Cellular component (GO): mitochondrion
Molecular function (GO): hydrolase activity, acting on acid anhydrides, in phosphorus-containing anhydrides
Source: RefSeq, a predicted model, not a curated record
AUGCUGAAUGGAAUUACAUCUCGCGCAAACACACUCAAGAGUCUGUCAUCAUUGCCAAUCUGCUUAGCCAUUCGAUCUAUCACCACUUCGCAACCUUUACUCAGUAAGCAAGAAGAUAAACAAUUAACAGAAGCACUACGAGGCCAGACCGAGUCCAACGGAGGCAAUCCGAUGGCGAAGAAGGAGCCCUCGAUCCCGCGACCAAGCGCCAGCGUACUACUUGUCUCACCUAACAACCAAGUCCUUCUCUUGCAACGAGUGAAGCAAUCCUCAUCCUUCCCGUCAGCACACGUCUUCCCCGGUGGCAACGUCUCGACCUUUCACGAUGGCGAACCGGCUGCCCCUGAGUCGCCGGAACGACAUAUAGACAGCGAAGUCUACCGUAUGGCCGCUGUUCGGGAGACGUUCGAGGAGUCUGGGAUCCUGCUCGCACGCAACAAUGGCUUCGGCAGGUUACUGGAAGUGUCAGAUGCCGAGCGAGACGAGGGACGUCGGCUUGUACAUGGCAACAAAGUACCAUUUACCAAGUGGCUGUCACAGAAAGGUGGACGGGCAGAUCUAGAAGGACUGGUGCCUUUCACGAGAUGGGUGACGCCGACGAAUGUGCCUAAGCGCUUCACGACACAAAUGUACUUGUACUUCCUACCUACCUUGAACUCGACGCCACUAUCAGAAGCCGCAUCGCAGGACGACGAUGAAGCGGAAGUACGCAUUCCGGUACCUACCACCGAUGGUGGGCUCGAGCAUACCAAUGCAAGAUGGUUGCCAGCAUCAGCCUGGCUUCGCCUAGCCCAAGAAGGCCGCAUAAUCUUGUUCCCGCCACAAUUCUUCCUCCUCCACCAGGUGGCUCAGCACUUCGACAAUCUCUCAAGUCCCACAGCAUACGGUUCGAUCUCGCGGGAAAGCAUACCGCGAGAUGAGCUCGAAGCUCGACGGAAACGCUUGUCUGACUUCGUCAAGACUGGCGAUCCGCCGUGGACGGAGAAGUGCAUUUCGCCUUCUGUCCAGCCGCGCCGAGAUGGUAAGCGGAGGGAGGAUGGCAGGGUAGUGCUCGGGCUAAAUCGACCUGGGCCAGAGCUCGAAGCGUCGAAGACUGGACGGAAAGGAGUGGUGGAGCAGUGUGUGUUGGUAGACUUCAAGAAGGAUGGGCCGAGGAGGUUGGCCGUGAUCUCGAGGGAGGAGGCGAUGGGAGGGGAGUCGAAGUUGUAG